Molecule: messenger RNA, 612 nt
Organism: Rotaria sordida
Lineage: Eukaryota; Metazoa; Rotifera; Eurotatoria; Philodinida; Philodinidae
Source: the annotation of a GenBank genome assembly
AUGCAGCAAGCACAUAUUGUGCUUAUUGUUUCUGGCGAUUUAUCCAAUGCUGAAAAAACUCAAAUAGAAAAUUACGAACAAAUAGAAACCAUCUUCACAUAUACCGUGUCAGCUGAUGGCAAGGAUGAAUUUCAUUCAAUCUAUGCUAAGAAAGAUUGUCGAAAUUACUUGAAUACACUUAUUCGAUUAUUGAAGCAAUUUUGGUUCUUCUUAGGCCUAUUGAUUGUAAUGACAUGUGCCUAUGCAUAUCCUCCAUUGGCAAGAUCCGGUGGACCGAUUCGUGCCGAAUAUACCAUUGGAUGGGGUUGCGUCAUCAUCAUUUUUCUACUUAGCGGUCUUGGAUUAAAAACUAGCGAGCUUAAACAUGACAUAUUCUAUUUUCGUAUGCAUUUAUUUAUUCAACUUUUUAGCUUAGUUUUAAUUCCAUUCACAGUUUAUGGUAUUUGCCUAUUACUUGCUAAAUCAUCAAUGAAUAAGGUUCUAGUUGCUGGAAUCGUCAUAAUGUCUUGUACGUCAACAACAAUAUCUAGCAAUGUUGUGAUGACCAAAAACGCAGGCGGUAAUGAAUCUGGUGCUUUACUUGGACGUUUUACAACAGCCAUACGACGUUAA